Messenger RNA from Cetraspora pellucida, 290 nucleotides. NCBI's taxonomy places the organism in Eukaryota, Fungi, Glomeromycota, Glomeromycetes, Diversisporales, Gigasporaceae. The record is from the annotation of a GenBank genome assembly.
AACUGGAAGCACACCGGGCCGCAGUUGGUGGAAUGUUUAAUACUCAAUGUACUAAAGGCUGUCAACUACGAACGUCCUUCUGCAAACUUUAUCAUUUUGUCGAAGGAGUUGAAACACAGAUUGAGACAGCGGAACAAUCGUCGAGUCGUCAACGUAUAGAUCAGGGCAUUGAAAAUAAAGACAACGAUCAAAUUCAAGAUAAUAAUUUUAACAAAUCAGAAUCUGUAGUACAUACUUGUAAACAAAAAUGGAAACGUCCUAUUUUAGAAUGCAAUAUAGUUGUCAAGUGA